GUCACUUCACUAGAGAAACAUUUGACUUAAGCAGAACAGCUGCAUGGAAGCCAAGAUGGGGAAAACCUUGGAGCCUAUGCUGGGAUUAUUGGUCCUGAACUCACUGUUCUGCUGUGGACAAACUCACGCAGACAGACCCACGGCCACAUUGACAGCAGGUUCAACAACCAUACCAGUAGGGGGCAGUGUGACACUGAGCUGCUCAGUGGAGCCCUCUGCUGGAUGGAAGUACAGAUGGUUCAGACGGACAUCAGACACACCUGAAGCUGAAAUCACAACAAAUAAUGAAGACAACAGAGAAAUCACUGUGACACUAGGAGGAAUCUACAGGUGUGCAGGAGAGAGAGGAAUUCCUGCCUUCAUCAGCCAUCUAAGCCAUGACGUUACCAUUGAAACAACCUCAGACAGACCCACGGCCACAUUGACAGCAGGUUCAACAACCAUACCAGUAGGGGGCAGUGUGACACUGAGCUGCUCAGUGGAGCCCUCUGCUGGAUGGAAGUACAGAUGGUUCAGACGGACAUCAGACACUCCUGAAGCUGAAAUCACAACAAAUAAUGAAGACAACAGAGAAAUCACUGUGACACAAGGAGGAAUCUACAGGUGUGAUGGAAAGAGAGAAAAUCCUGUCUUCAUCAGCCUUCUAAGCCAUGACGUUACCAUUGAAACAACCUUGAUUGUUAACUAG
Xiphophorus hellerii (green swordtail) is the source of this 688-nucleotide messenger RNA. RefSeq lists its product as uncharacterized. Gene Ontology annotation, biological process: cell surface receptor signaling pathway; immune response. The transcript is spliced from 5 exons. Bases 44 to 688 code for a protein of 214 amino acids. Gene Ontology annotation, cellular component: external side of plasma membrane. Gene Ontology annotation, molecular function: transmembrane signaling receptor activity. NCBI's taxonomy places the organism in Eukaryota, Metazoa, Chordata, Actinopteri, Cyprinodontiformes, Poeciliidae. The record is from RefSeq and is a predicted model, not a curated record.